This is a messenger RNA of Leopardus geoffroyi (Geoffroy's cat), 15853 nucleotides long. It is a transcript of the gene ANK3, whose product is annotated as ankyrin 3. Gene Ontology annotation, cellular component: T-tubule. Gene Ontology annotation, biological process: regulation of cardiac muscle contraction; protein localization to T-tubule; signal transduction. Lineage: Eukaryota; Metazoa; Chordata; Mammalia; Carnivora; Felidae. Bases 1027 to 14424 code for a protein of 4465 amino acids. The transcript is spliced from 48 exons. Gene Ontology annotation, molecular function: protein binding. The record is from RefSeq and is a predicted model, not a curated record.
CCCCACUGCCGCCGCUCCGCUUCACAUCAUGAAUAUUCAGAGGCUGCAGUCAUUGAGGACUCAGGUGGCAAAAAUAGUAAGGUGAUGGAAGCAAACCCUGACACGAAAGCCAGGGCUGCAUUUCAGUGUCUCCACAGCCCUGAGUGCUGCACCCAUCCUCUGACCCGUGGACCACAUGAGAGGAGAGUCCUGGGGAACUCCUGUGAAUCAGGCGUCUGUUGCAUACACCAACAUGCUCACGUCUUUCUGUAUGAUGUGUUGUAAUCAGCAUGUUGUUUUUAAAAGACAACAGGCCCCUCUGUAGUCCUCUCCCACAAAAUGCAUUUAGGCUGAUAGUUCAGCAUAAAGGAUGCACUGUUGAGGCCAGCAAUGCCUGCAUUGUUUUCCCUGUAAUUCAGUCCGGGUUUCCUCAGCAAAAUUUAGUGUAUUUUGUGAAAUCUUAUUUUAUAUAUUUUGUCACCAGCAGCAGUUAAACUAAAGGAGGAACAGCUCCAUUCUAUUACGGGUUAAAUUAUGCUCUGUGCCGAACUAGUGGUGAUGUAUAAAUUGCAGCCCUGUCUUUUUUCCAAAGGAUUCUAAAAUAGGUUUUCCGAAUUAGUGCUGGAUUUUCGCUCCUGCAUGUGUGGUGACUCUGGAUUUUUUCCCUUCAGAGAACCAUCCUUUGCAGCAUUCCCCCUUCCGAGGAAUCACUUAGACACUUCCAGCUGGUGGCAGGGGAUACAGCCAUAAUACAGCUUCCUCUGUCCCAGCUGUCUUUUUCACUACGAUAAAUGCAUUACGAUGGCUGCACUCUCGUGUAAAGGUUCAGGUAGAGGAAGGUGUAGGAUGAAGUCUGGAAGCCGUCUUUUGGGUUUUUAAAAGCUUCAGCUUCGACAGCAUCUCUGCAUUUUGAAUGUCUUCCUGCUUCUGGUCAAAGGUUUCUCUUCAGUGAUUGGAAUGCUACUGUAAGCCUGGUUAAAGGUGCCCGAGGAUAUCACCUUAUACAAGGAAGCCCUGCGUGCUUGAGAAGAGCUUUUUCAAUGCAUUAUGGCUCAUGCAGCCUCACAAUUAAAGAAAAACAGGGAUUUAGAAAUCAAUGCUGAAGAGGAGACUGAGAAGAAAAGGAAACACCGCAAACGGUCCCGGGAUCGGAAGAAAAAGUCUGAUGCCAAUGCAAGUUACUUAAGAGCAGCUCGAGCUGGACACCUUGAAAAGGCCCUUGACUACAUAAAAAAUGGGGUUGACAUAAACAUUUGCAAUCAGAAUGGGUUGAACGCGCUCCAUCUUGCUUCUAAAGAAGGCCAUGUAGAAGUUGUUUCUGAACUGCUACAGAGAGAAGCCAAUGUGGAUGCAGCUACAAAGAAAGGAAACACAGCCUUGCAUAUAGCAUCUUUGGCUGGGCAAGCAGAGGUGGUAAAAGUCUUGGUCACAAAUGGAGCCAAUGUCAAUGCACAAUCUCAGAAUGGUUUCACGCCAUUGUAUAUGGCAGCCCAGGAAAACCACCUGGAAGUUGUCAAGUUUCUUCUUGACAAUGGUGCAAGCCAGAGCCUAGCCACAGAGGAUGGCUUCACACCAUUGGCAGUAGCUUUGCAACAAGGUCAUGAUCAAGUAGUUUCUCUGCUGUUAGAAAAUGACACUAAAGGAAAAGUGCGUCUUCCAGCUCUUCACAUCGCUGCCCGAAAAGACGACACGAAAGCCGCGGCCCUGCUGCUGCAGAAUGACAACAACGCAGACGUGGAGUCAAAGAGUGGCUUCACUCCUCUCCACAUAGCUGCUCACUAUGGGAAUAUCAAUGUAGCCACGUUGCUGUUAAACCGAGCGGCUGCUGUGGACUUCACGGCAAGGAAUGACAUCACGCCUUUACACGUUGCAUCAAAAAGAGGAAAUGCCAAUAUGGUAAAACUCUUGCUUGAUCGAGGAGCUAAAAUCGAUGCCAAAACAAGGGAUGGUCUGACGCCCCUGCAUUGUGGAGCACGGAGUGGCCAUGAGCAGGUGGUAGAAAUGCUGCUUGAUCGAGCUGCCCCCAUUCUUUCAAAAACCAAGAAUGGACUGUCUCCAUUGCACAUGGCCACACAAGGGGAUCACUUAAACUGCGUCCAGCUUCUCCUCCAGCAUAACGUGCCCGUAGAUGAUGUCACCAAUGACUACCUGACUGCCCUGCAUGUGGCUGCCCACUGUGGCCAUUACAAGGUCGCCAAGGUUCUCUUGGACAAGAAAGCUAACCCCAAUGCCAAAGCCCUGAAUGGCUUUACCCCUCUUCAUAUUGCCUGCAAGAAGAAUCGGAUUAAAGUCAUGGAACUCCUUCUGAAACACGGUGCAUCCAUCCAAGCCGUAACCGAGUCGGGCCUUACCCCAAUCCAUGUUGCUGCCUUCAUGGGGCAUGUAAAUAUCGUAUCACAACUAAUGCAUCAUGGAGCCUCACCAAACACGACCAAUGUGAGAGGAGAAACAGCGCUGCACAUGGCAGCUCGAUCUGGCCAAGCUGAAGUCGUGAGGUAUCUGGUGCAAGACGGCGCUCAGGUAGAAGCUAAAGCCAAGGAUGACCAAACCCCACUCCACAUUUCUGCCCGAUUGGGGAAGGCAGAUAUAGUACAACAGCUGUUGCAGCAAGGAGCAUCUCCAAAUGCAGCCACAACUUCUGGGUAUACCCCACUCCACCUUUCGGCCCGCGAGGGGCAUGAGGACGUAGCUGCAUUCCUUUUGGAUCAUGGCGCAUCUUUAUCUAUAACAACAAAGAAAGGAUUUACUCCCCUCCAUGUGGCCGCAAAAUAUGGGAAGCUGGAAGUAGCCAAUCUCCUGCUACAGAAAAGUGCAUCUCCAGAUGCUGCUGGGAAGAGCGGGCUAACUCCACUGCACGUAGCUGCACAUUACGAUAAUCAGAAAGUGGCCCUCCUGCUUUUGGACCAAGGAGCCUCACCUCACGCGGCUGCAAAGAAUGGUUAUACGCCACUGCACAUCGCUGCCAAAAAGAACCAGAUGGACAUAGCGACAACUCUGCUGGAAUAUGGUGCUGAUGCAAAUGCAGUUACCCGGCAAGGAAUUGCUUCUGUCCAUCUUGCAGCUCAGGAAGGACAUGUGGACAUGGUGUCCCUGCUCCUCAGCAGAAAUGCUAAUGUGAACCUGAGCAAUAAGAAUGGCCUGACCCCACUCCAUUUGGCUGCUCAAGAAGACAGAGUGAAUGUGGCUGAAGUCCUCGUAAACCAAGGGGCAAAUGUGGAUGCCCAGACAAAGAUGGGAUACACACCUCUCCAUGUGGGCUGCCACUAUGGAAACAUCAAGAUUGUUAACUUCCUGCUCCAGCAUUCUGCAAAAGUUAAUGCCAAAACAAAGAAUGGGUAUACGCCGUUACAUCAAGCAGCUCAGCAGGGACACACACAUAUAAUAAAUGUCUUGCUUCAGAACAACGCUUCCCCCAAUGAACUCACUGUGAAUGGGAACACUGCCCUCGCCAUUGCCCGGAGGCUGGGCUACAUCUCAGUGGUCGACACCCUGAAAGUAGUGACUGAGGAAACCAUGACCACAACUACUAUCAUAGAGAAGCACAAAAUGAAUGUUCCAGAAACGAUGAAUGAAGUUCUUGAUAUGUCUGAUGAUGAAGUUCGUAAAGCCAACGCCCCUGAAAUGCUCAGUGAUGGCGAAUAUAUCUCAGAUGUUGAAGAAGGUGAGGACGCAAUGACAGGUGACACGGACAAAUACCUGGGGCCCCAGGACCUUAAGGAGCUGGGCGAUGACUCUCUCCCUGCAGAGGGCUACAUGGGCUUUAGUCUUGGGGCCCGUUCCGCCAGCCUCCGCUCCUUCAGUUCGGAUAGGUCGUACACCUUGAACAGAAGCUCCUAUGCGCGGGACAGCAUGAUGAUUGAAGAACUCCUUGUACCAUCCAAAGAGCAGCAUCUAACAUUUACAAGAGAAUUUGAUUCAGAUUCUCUUAGACAUUAUAGCUGGGCUGCAGAUACCUUGGACAAUGUCAAUCUUGUCUCAAGUCCUGUUCAUUCUGGGUUUCUGGUUAGCUUUAUGGUGGAUGCAAGAGGAGGCUCCAUGAGAGGGAGCCGUCACCACGGGAUGAGAAUCAUCAUCCCCCCGCGCAAGUGUACGGCCCCCACCCGAAUCACCUGCCGAUUGGUAAAGAGACAUAAACUGGCCAACCCACCCCCCAUGGUGGAAGGAGAGGGAUUAGCCAGUAGGCUGGUAGAAAUGGGUCCUGCAGGGGCACAAUUUUUAGGCCCUGUCAUAGUGGAAAUCCCUCACUUUGGGUCCAUGAGAGGGAAGGAGAGAGAACUCAUUGUUCUUCGAAGUGAAAAUGGUGAAACAUGGAAGGAGCAUCAGUUUGACAGUAAAAAUGAAGAUUUAACCGAAUUACUCAAUGGCAUGGAUGAAGAACUUGACAGCCCAGAGGAGCUAGGGAAAAAGCGUAUCUGCAGGAUCAUCACAAAGGACUUCCCCCAGUAUUUCGCUGUGGUUUCACGGAUUAAGCAGGAAAGCAACCAGAUUGGCCCUGAAGGCGGGAUUCUGAGCAGCACCACUGUGCCCCUUGUCCAGGCUUCAUUCCCAGAGGGUGCUUUAACCAAAAGAAUCCGCGUGGGCCUUCAGGCCCAGCCUGUUCCAGAUGAAAUUGUGAAAAAGAUUCUUGGAAACAAAGCAACAUUUAGCCCAAUCGUCACCGUGGAACCAAGAAGAAGGAAAUUCCAUAAACCUAUCACAAUGACCAUCCCGGUGCCCCCGCCCUCAGGAGAAGGCGUGUCCAACGGGUACAAGGGAGAUACCACGCCCAAUCUGCGCCUGCUCUGUAGCAUUACAGGAGGCACCUCGCCUGCUCAGUGGGAAGACAUCACAGGAACUACACCUCUGACAUUUAUAAAGGAUUGUGUCUCUUUUACAACCAAUGUUUCAGCCAGAUUUUGGCUUGCAGACUGCCAUCAAGUUUUAGAAACUGUGGGGUUAGCCUCACAGCUGUACAGAGAACUAAUAUGUGUUCCAUAUAUGGCCAAGUUCGUUGUUUUUGCCAAAAUGAAUGAUCCUGUAGAAUCCUCCCUGCGCUGUUUCUGCAUGACAGAUGACAAAGUGGACAAAACUUUAGAGCAGCAAGAGAAUUUUGAAGAAGUUGCAAGAAGCAAAGAUAUUGAGGUUCUGGAAGGAAAACCUAUUUAUGUUGAUUGUUAUGGAAAUCUGGCCCCACUUACUAAAGGGGGACAGCAGCUGGUUUUUAACUUUUAUGCUUUCAAAGAAAAUAGACUGCCAUUUUCCAUCAAGAUUAGAGACACCAGCCAAGAGCCCUGUGGUCGUCUGUCUUUUCUGAAAGAACCAAAGACAACAAAAGGACUGCCUCAAACAGCUGUUUGCAACUUAAAUAUCACUCUGCCAGCACAUAAAAAGGAGACAGAGUCAGAUCAAGAUGAUGAGGCCGAGAAAGCAGAUAGACGACAGAGCUUUGCAUCUUUAGCGUUACGUAAGCGCUACAGCUACUUGACUGAGCCUGGAAUGAUUGAACGGAGUGCAGGAGCAACAAGAUCCCUCCCCACCACUUACUCAUACAAGCCAUUCUUUUCUACAAGACCAUACCAGUCCUGGACAACAGCUCCGAUCACAGUGCCUGGGCCAGCCAAGUCAGGCUUCACUUCCUUAUCAAGCUCUUCCUCUAAUACGCCAUCAGCUUCUCCGUUAAAAUCAAUAUGGUCUGUUUCGACUCCUUCUCCAAUCAAAUCCACAUUAGGCGCGUCGACUACAUCUUCAGUUAAAUCCAUUAGUGAUGUGGCAUCUCCGAUUAGAUCCUUUCGGACAAUUUCUUCACCGAUAAAAACAGUGGUGUCACAAUCUCCGUACAAUAUCCAGGUUUCCUCUGGUACCCUGGUUAGAGCUCCCACAGUCCCAGAGUCCUCGCCUUUAAAAGGGCUGGCAUCCAAUUCUACGUUUUCCUCCCGAACCUCUCCAGUGACUACAGCGGGGUCUCUUCUGGAGAGGUCGUCAAUUACUAUGACCCCCCCUGCCUCCCCCAAAUCAAACAUUAAUAUGUAUUCCUCAAGUUUGCCAUUUAAGUCAAUUAUUACAUCAGCAGCACCGCUAAUAUCUUCGCCUCUAAAGUCAGUGGUGUCUCCAGUGAAAUCAGCAGUUGAUGUCAUUUCAUCAGCUAAAGUUACAAUGGCCCCCUCUCUCUCAUCACCUGUGAAACAGAUGCCUGGACAUGCAGAGGUAGCAUUAGUCAAUGGAUCUAUUUCCCCCCUGAAAUAUCCGUCAUCUUCAACUUUAAUUAAUGGAUGCAAAGCCACUGCCACGUUACAGGAAAAAAUUUCUACGGCUACAAACUCUGUGAGCUCUGUGGUUAGCGCAGCCACUGACACAGUCGAUAAAGUGUUUUCUACCACGACAGCGAUGCCAUUUUCCCCACUCAGGUCAUAUGUUUCUUCGGCACCAUCCGCUUUUCAGUCUCUAAGAACUCCUUCAGCAAGUGCACUCUAUACAUCCCUUGGGUCGUCAAUAUCUGCAACUACCUCAUCUGUAACUUCAUCUAUAAUAACAGUGCCAGUAUACUCUGUAGUCAAUGUUUUGCCAGAACCAGCAUUAAAGAAACUUCCAGACUCUAGUUCACUUACAAAAUCAGCAGCAGCCUUGCUGUCACCCAUUAAAACAUUGACUACGGAGACACGUCCUCAGCCCCAUUUCAAUCGAACUUCAUCUCCAGUUAAGUCGUCUUUGUUCCUUGCACCCUCUGCCCUUAAGUUGUCUACACCAUCUUCUUUAUCUUCCAGUCAGGAGAUAUUAAAAGACGUGGCUGAAAUGAAAGAGGACCUCAUGCGGAUGACCGCAAUACUACAAACAGACGUGCCUGAGGAGAAGCCAUUCCAACCCGAACUCCCGAAAGAAGGGAGAAUUGACGAUGAAGAACCUUUCAAAAUCGUUGAGAAAGUAAAGGAAGACUUGGUGAAAGUGAGUGAAAUCCUUAAAAAAGAUGUGUGUGUAGAUAAUAAAGGACCACCCAAAUCACCAAAGAGUGACAAAGGACUCUCUCCCGAAGACGACUGGAUAGAAUUUAGUUCGGAAGAAAUAAGAGAAGCGAGACAACAAGCUGCCACGAUCCAUUCCCCAACUCUGCCAGAGAGAGUGCAAGUGAAAGCAAAAGCCGCCUCCGAGAAGGAUUAUAACUUGACCAAAGUUAUUGACUACUUAACAAAUGAUAUUGGGAGUAGUUCGUUGACAAAUUUAAAGUACAAGUUUGAGGAUGCAAAGAAGGAUGGUGAAGAGAGACAGAAAAGGAUUCUGAAGCCAGCAAUCGCUUUGCAGGAACACAAACUCAAAAUGCCUCCAGCCUCCAUGAGGCCUUCCACCUCUGAGAAAGAGUUGUGUAAAAUGGCCGAUUCCUUUUUUGGAACAGAUACUAUUUUAGAGUCUCCGGAUGACUUUUCUCAACAUGACCAAGACAAAAGCCCUUUGUCUGACAGUGGCUUUGAAACAAGAAGUGAAAAAACGCCUUCAGCCCCACAGAGUGCUGAAAGCACUGGCCCUAAACCACUUUUUCACGAAGUCCCCAUCCCUCCUGUCAUUACAGAAACAAGAACUGAAGUGGUGCAUGUUAUCAGGAGCUAUGAACCUUCGGCUGGAGAUGCUCCCCCAGGCCAACCAGAGGAGCCGGUGUCACCCAAACCUUCACCUACUUUUACAGAACUGGAGCCAAAGCCCACCACCUCUAGUAUUAAGGAAAAAGUGAAAGCAUUUCAAAUGAAAGCCAACGGUGAAGAAGACGACCACAGUCGGGUUCUGAGCAAAGGCAUGCGUGUUAAGGAAGAGACUCACAUAACCACGACCACCAGAAUGGUCUAUCAUUCUCCACCAGGCAGUGAAGGUGCCUCUGAAAGAAUUGAAGAAACCAUGUCAGUCCAUGACAUCAUGAAGGCCUUUCAGUCCGGGCGGGACCCUUCCAAAGAACUGGCAGGUCUGUUUGAGCAUAAGUCGGCAGUGCCUCCAGAUGUUCACAAGUCUGCUGCUGAAACCUCAGCCCAGCAUGCAGAGAAGGACAACCAAAUGAAACCCAAACUGGAGCGUAUAAUAGAAGUCCACAUCGAAAAAGGUAACCAAGCUGAGCCCACUGAAGUCAUUAUUAGAGAAACCAAAAAGCAUCCAGAAAAGGAAAUGUAUGUAUAUCAGAAAGACUUAUCCCGGGGAGAUAUUAACCUAAAAGAUUUUCUGCCAGAAAAACACGAUGCUUUUCCUUGUUCAGAGGAACAGGGUCAGCAAGAAGAAGAAGAACUCACUGCUGAAGAGUCAUUGCCUUCUUAUCUGGAGUCUUCCAGAGUAAACACUCCUGUGUCCCAAGAAGAAGAUAGUCGCCCUAGUUCUGCUCAACUCAUAUCUGAUGACUCUUAUAAAACAUUGAAGCUUUUGAGUCAACACUCAAUAGAAUACCAUGACGAUGAGUUGUCAGAACUAAGAGGGGAGUCUUACAGGUUUGCUGAGAAAAUGCUUCUGUCAGAAAAGCUAGAUGUGUCUCACUCUGAUACCGAGGAAUCGGUUACAGACCAUGCAGGACCCCCUAGCUCAGAGUUACAGGGGUCUGAUAAGCGGUCCAGAGAAAAAGUAGUCACUGCCCCCAAAAAAGAAAUUCUCUCCAAAAUCUAUAAAGAUGUGUCUGAAAAUGGUGUAGGUAAAGUGUCUAAAGAUGAGCAUUUUGAUAAAGUGACAGUGUUGCACUAUUCUGGCGAUGUUAGUAGUCCAAAACAUGCCAUGUGGAUGCGCUUUACUGAGGACAGAUUAGACAGAGGUAGAGAGAAGUUGAUAUAUGAAGAUAGGGUGGACAGGACUGUGAAGGAAGCUGAAGAAAAACUGACUGAAGUGUCACAGUUUUUUCGUGACAAAACCGAAAAGCUUAAUGAUGAACUGCAGUCCCCAGAGAAAAAGCCACGCCCUAGAAAUGGUAAAGAAUACUCUUCUCAAAGCUCUACCAGUAGCAGCCCCGAGAAGGUACUGCUGACAGAACUGUUGGCAUCCAAUGAUGAGUGGGUUAAGGCAAGGCAGCAUGGCCAUGAUGGACAAGGCUUCCCCAAAGCUGAUGAGAGGAAAGAAUCCAGUCUGCCGAGCAGCCCAGAGAAGAAGGUUCUCUCCCAACAGCCUGAGGACAGCAAGUCCAUGGAGGAAGCCAAAGAAAGCAUUUCGCAGAGCAAAGUACCAGAAGGGCCCCAGUCUGGCUUUCAGCUCAAACAAUCCAAACUCAGUUCCAUUAGAUUAAAAUUUGAACAAGGCGCACAGGCAAAAAGUAAGGACAUGUCUCAAGAAGACAAAAAGCCGGAGGGCCAAUCCAGAAUCCCAGUCAAAAAAAUCCAGGAGAGCAAGCUGCCUGUCUACCAAGUUUUUGCUAGAGAAAAGCAGCAGAAGGCCAUAGACCUCCCAGAUGAAAGUGUGUCUGUGCAAAAUGAUUUUAUGGUCCUGAAAGCUAAAGAUGAGCAUGUCCAAAGCAAUGAAAUUGUCAAAAAUGAUUCUGGCUCCGAGGAUGUGAAGACACAGAGAACUGAAAUGUCAAGUAAAGCAAUGCCUGACUAUUUUUCUGAGCAACAGGCUAAAGACUUGGCAUGUCAUGUAACCUCAGAUUUAGCAACUAAGGGACCAUGGGACAAAAAGGUCUUUAGAACAUGGGAAAGUUCUGGAGCUGCUAACAAUAAGUCGCAGAAAGAAAAACUUUCACAUGUACUUGUUCAUGAUGUAAGAGAGAAUCACACUGGUCACCCUGAGAGUAAGAUUGUUGAUCAAAGGAGUGAAUUUAUGUCUGUGACUGAGAGAGAACACAAGUUGUUAACAAAUGGGUCUCUCUCAGAAAUUAAGGAAAUGACUGUAAAAUCUCCCUCCAAAAAGGUCUUAUAUAGGGAAUAUGUUGUGAAAGAAGGGGAACGGCCGGGUGGAUCUCUGGAACAACCUUCCAGGAGGAGUGAGAGUUCAGCAGCAUCACACAUCCCGGUCAGAGCUGCAGAGGGACGGAGAAUACUGUCUUCUGAUAUUCCUGACGGUUUUUGUGAGCAGCCGACGUUCCCCCAACACGAACUAUCACCAAAGUUGUCCCCAUCAAGUAUGAGUAAAGAGACAGUCGAGACACAGCACUUUAAUUCUAUAGAAGACGAAAAAGUUACCUAUUCAGAAAUCAGCAAAGUUUCCAAACGCCAGAGUUACGUAGGCUUAUGCCCUCCUCUCGAUGAAACUGAAACCUCUCCCACCAAAUCUCCUGAUUCCUUAGAGUUUAGCCCAGGAAAGGAAUCUCCCUCUAGUGAUGUGUUUGACCACAGUCCCCUGGAUGGAUUGGAAAGAGUUGCUCCACUAGCCCAGACGGAGGGAGGGAAAGACAUAAAAACUUUACCUGUUUAUGUCAGUUUUGUACAGGUGGGGAAGCAGUAUGAAAAGGAGAUACAACAAGGAAGUGUAAAAAAGAUCAUAAGUCAGGAGUGUAAGACAGUACAAGAGACCAGGGGGACCUUUUAUACAACUAGACAGCAGAAGCAGCCUCCUUCUCCCCAAGGUAGUCCAGAAGACGACACUCUAGAACAAGUUUCCUUUCUAGACAGCUCUGGGAAAAGCCCUUUAACCCCGGAAACACCCAGUUCAGAGGAAGUGAGUUAUGAAUUCACGUCUAAGACACCAGACUCGCUCAUAGCUUAUAUACCAGGCAAACCCAGCCCAAUCCCUGAGGUUUCUGAGGAAUCUGAGGAGGAGGAGCAGGCCAAGUCAGCCUCCUUAAAGCAGACUACGGUGGAGGAAGCAACCGUGGAGCGUGAAAUGCCUACCGAUGCGAGCAAAGACUCUAACCAAAGACCCAAAACCAGUAGAGUUGCCUAUAUUGAGUUCCCCCCUCCUCCACCACUGGAUGCAGACCAGAUGGAGCCAGAUAAGAAGCAUCAUUAUCUCCCUGAAAGAGAGGUUGACAUGAUUGAAGUCAGUCUGCAAGAUGAACAUGACAAGUACCAGCUGGCUGAACCGGUCAUCAGAGUGCAGCCACCUUCUCCAGUUCCUCCCGGGGCAGACGUCAGCGAUUCGAGCGAUGACGAGUCCAUCUAUCAGCCGGUCCCAGUUAAAAAAUACACCUUCAAAUUAAAGGAAGUAGACGAUGAACAAAAAGAAAUGACCAAAUCCAAAGCUCCUGCUGACAAGGCUCCCAACCAGAAAGAAUUGGAAACCAAUGGAUCUGGAAAAGAUAACGAAUUUGGCCUUGGCCUCGAUUCACCUCAGAAUGAAACCGCCCAGAAUGGGAACAAUGACCAGUCCAUCACAGAGUGUUCCAUUGCUACCACGGCCGAGUUUUCUCAUGACACAGAUGCCACAGAGAUCGACUCUCUGGAUGGCUAUGACCUGCAAGAUGAAGAUGAUGGCCUGACAGAGAGUGAUUCUAAACUCCCAAGUCAAACCAUGGAAAUCAAGAAAGAUGUCUGGAACACAGAGGGCAUUCUGAAGCCAGCUGAUCGCUCCUUUAGCCAAAGUAAACUUGAAGUUAUCGAGGAGGAGGAGGGAAGGGUGGGACCAGACGAAGAUAAGCCACCUUCUAAAAGUUCCUCAUCCGAAAGGACCCCUGAUAAGACUGAUCAGAAAUCAGGGGCCCAGUUUUUCACUCUAGAAGGCAGACAUCCUGACAGAUCAGUGUUUCCUGAUACUUACUUCAGUUACAAAGUAGAUGAAGAAUUUGCCACUCCUUUUAAAACAGUAGCUACCAAAGGUCUAGAUUUUGAUCCCUGGUCUAAUAAUCGAGGGGAUGAUGAAGUUUUUGACAGUAAAUCACGGGAAGAUGAAACUAAGCCAUUUGGUCUGGCUGUGGAAGACCGCUCGCCAGCAACAACCCCUGAUACAACGCCAGCCAGAACGCCAACUGAUGAAAGUACCCCAACUAGUGAGCCUAACCCCUUCCCAUUUCACGAAGGGAAAAUGUUUGAGAUGACUCGCAGUGGUGCAAUUGACAUGAGCAAGAGGGAUUUUGUUGAAGAGAGGCUCCAAUUUUUCCAGAUUGGUGAGCAUACUUCUGAAGGGAAGUCAGGGGACCAGGGGGAAGGGGAUAAAAGUAUGGUCACUGCCACACCACAGCCACAGUCAGGGGACACCACUGUAGAAACCAAUCUAGAGAGAAAUGUAGAGGCACCUCCAGUCGAACCCAACCCCAGCAUCCCGACCAGCGGAGAGUGUCAGGAAGGCACAUCCAGUAGUGGCUCCCUGGAGAAAUCGGCAGCAGCCACUAGCACCUCUAAAGUUGACCCCAAGUUGCGCACGCCUAUAAAAAUGGGAAUUUCUGCAUCCACCAUGACCAUGAAGAAAGAAGGCCCUGGAGAAGUGACAGAUAAGAUAGAAGCUGUGAUGACCAGUUGUCAGGGACUAGAGAAUGAAACUAUACCAAUGAUUUCAAAUACAGCCAAUAGCCACAUGGGCACUAGGCCCCAAGAAAAACAUGAUUUCCAGAAAGAUAACUUUAAUAACAACAACAAUUUGGAUUCUUCCACUAUACAGACAGAUAACAUUACAAGUAAUAUAGUUCUGACAGAACAUUCUGCACCCACUUGUACCACAGAGAAAGCUAAUCCAGUGAAAAUCUCAUCAGGAAAAAAGACAGGGGUACUGCAAGGACACUGUGUAAGAGAUAAGCAGAAAGUUCUUGGAGAGCAGCCAAAGACCAAGGAAUCGAUAGGGAUUAGGCGAAAAUCCAAACUUCCCAUAAAGGCCACUUCACCAAAAGAUAUCUGCCCACCAAGUCAUAUGCCAAACAUGAAAGUGAGUAAAACGAAGCAGGUCAGUCAAUCUGAGAAAACCAAAACCCUUAUUUCUUCUUCAUGUGUAGAUGUAAAGUCCAGAAUUCCAGUAAAAGACACACACAGAGAUAACGUAGUUAGAAAAGCAUGUGCCACACAAAAGCAAGGGCAGCCAGAGAAAGGCAAGGCCAAACAGCUUCCAUCCAAGUUGCCAGUAAAGGUAAGAUCCACCUGUGUCACCACCACCACCACCACCACCACCACCACCACCGCCAUAGUAAAAGUUAGGAAGAGUCAGCUUAAGGAAGUAUGUAAACAUUCCAUUGAAUAUUUUAAGGGAAUUAGUGGUGAGACCUUAAAGCUUGUGGACCGCCUCUCUGAAGAAGACAAAAAGAUGCAGUCCGAGUUGUCCGAUGAGGAAGACAGUACCUCAAGAAACACGUCGUUGUCCGAGACUUCCCGGGGUGGCCAGCCUUCAGUUACCACGAAGUCUGCUAGAGAUAAGAAAACAGAGGCAGCACCUUUAAAAUCAAAGAGUGAAAAGGCCGGCAGUGGGAAAAGGAGCAGUAGAAGGACUGGUCCACAGAGUCCAUGUGAACGGACAGAUAUCAGGAUGGCAAUAGUAGCCGACCACCUGGGACUUAGUUGGACAGAACUGGCAAGGGAACUGAAUUUUUCAGUGGAUGAAAUCAAUCAAAUACGUGUGGAAAAUCCAAAUUCUUUAAUUUCUCAAAGCUUCAUGUUAUUAAAAAAAUGGGUUACCAGAGACGGAAAAAAUGCUACAACUGAUGCCUUAACUUCGGUCUUGACAAAAAUUAAUCGAAUAGAUAUAGUGACUCUGCUAGAAGGACCGAUAUUUGAUUAUGGAAAUAUUUCAGGCACCAGGAGUUUUGCAGAUGAGAACAAUGUUUUCCAUGACCCUGUUGAUGGUUGGCAGAACGAGACAUCAGGUGGAAACCUAGAGCCCCCUGCUCAAGCUCGAAGACUAACCGGUGGGUUACUAGAAAGACUGGAUGACAGCCCUGAUCAGUGUCGAGAUUCCAUUACCUCAUAUCUCAAAGGAGAACCUGGAAAAUUUGAAGCAAAUGGGAGCCACGCAGAAGUCACUCCAGAAGCAAAGACAAAAUCUUACUUUCCAGAAUCCCAAAAUGAUAUAGGGAAACAGAGCGCUAAGGAAACUCUGAAACCAAAAAUCCAUGGAUCUGGUCGUGUUGAGGAACCAGCAUCAUCACUAGCCGCCUAUCAGAAAGCUCUAGAAGAAACCAGCAAGUUUGUAAUAGAAGAGCCUAAACCCUGUGUGCCUGUCAGUAUGAAAAAGAUGAGUAGGACUUCCCCUGCAGAUGGCAAGCCAAGGCUUAACCUGCACGAAGAAGAAGGGUCCAGUGGGUCUGAGCAAAAGGUCAAAAGUCCGGGUGCGGUUCUUACACGGAUGACUGCCUGCUGUUACAAGGACUUGAAAGACAGUGAGAGUGAUUCGAGCUCAGAGGAAGAACGGAGAGUCACUACCCGAGUUAUUCGCCGGCGUUUGAUUAUAAAGGGAGAGGAAGCAAAAAGCAUUCCUGGUGAAUCUGUCACAGAAGAACAAUUUACUGAUGAAGAAGGCAACCUCAUCACCAGAAAAAUCACUCGGAAAGUAAUAAGACGAAUUGCUAUCCCACAAGAGAGAAAACAUGAUGACAUGCAGGGAGAAGGUUAUAAGGUGAAGACAGCGAAGAAGGAAAUCCGUCAUGUGGAAAAGAAGAGCCAUUCAUAACAGUAAACGGAUCGUGUAAUUUUACUGCCAGUAUUGAGAAAUUCAUGGAAGAGAUGUCAGCAGGAAGUAAAAAUUCAUGGAGAAGGGUGUGUGUGUUUGCUGCUUCCACACAUUAAUGGCAUGAUUUUUUUUUAUGCAAAAAGAAAAAAAAAAGAAAUCUACCCACAUUUUAAUUUAGCAUGAGCCAAUUUACAGAGCAUGGAAAUUCACUUUCAUUCCCAGGAUUGGCGCGUGUGCAAUUAGCAAUGCAGUGUAUAUACAAGAAGCCAUGCUGUUAACAGUUUAUCCUAAGUAAUUUGGUGUCAUUUACAAAAGGAAGAAAUUCCUGCCGCCAGAAGGGACAGAAGACGGGAUGAUGAAAUCACAGAGAAACACUAAAAUUACUAACUCCACAACAGCUCGCCUUAUUUUUCUUGGACCCAAACUGUCAGGGUAUAAACACUAUUUGUUUCUUUUUUAAAACAUCUAUAGUUUUGCUGUAAAUAAUAACACUGUAUAAAUUCUAACAGAAAAAUAGAAUAAAUGUUGAUAAGGCACUGCCUCUUAGAACACAAACAGAAUAUUGCAAAUGCAUUUAACAUACUAGGGGUCUCAAGUGACUUCACCCUAGAAGAGGAGGGAGGGGUCCUGGGUGGGGGGGAAUCUUCACUGAUUCUUGUAUAUUAGCAAUUAUAAUGUUUAUAUAUGCAAAACUGCUAGCUUGAUUUUAAAAAACAGAAACAAAUCUUUAAAAUCUGCUGCAAAUUUAAAUAAUUCCCAAAAUGAGGAAUUCUGUAGUUCUGUGAAAAAAUUUUUUCUUCAGAAUACUAAUAUUUUGAUGCAUGUGUAUCACCUUAUUUUGAUUAAAUCUUUUCCAAUUUUGCAAACACUACAGUAUACUGCAACACAGAAGAUUUUAUCUGUAAACACAAAGCCCUUCAUCUAAUAUUUGUUGCUAUUGCCAAUUUUUCAAUGAAAUGAACUAAAAAUGAAAAAAAAAAAACCCUAUACAGUAGUUGCUUUAGGGGGAGGGUGGGUGCUGUUAGUGCUUAAAAGGGGGUAAUGCUUGCCGCUUUAGAGGUGGAUGGUGCUCAUAAGAGGCCCCAGUCGGGGGUAUUUAAAAUGGACUAAACAGAAAUUCUUAGCUCGUAGAAUGGCAGCACGCUGUACAAUUAUUACUGUAUUGUGUACUGGCUAUAAGAUGUAGACACCUUUGAAUAAGCCAAUCAUUUGUAACCAUUCUAGCAGUGUCAUAUUAGGUUAAUAAGGCUGCUGUGUUUUAAAGGGCAUUUUUAUUUGGGUUUUGGUGAAAUCCUUUAAUUUGUUGAUUAUAUUCAUAUAAAAUCAGCAUUCAUUGACACAUAGCUCUAAUGACAUAUGUAUGAAAAACCAUACACUGGAUGACCUAGUCGAUUAUUUAAGCAUAAAAUAAAUUGUGUUAAACUCUUCA